Molecule: messenger RNA, 489 nt
Organism: Quercus lobata
Lineage: Eukaryota; Viridiplantae; Streptophyta; Magnoliopsida; Fagales; Fagaceae
Exons: 1
Coding region: 1-489 (162 amino acids)
Biological process (GO): regulation of protein localization to cell surface; double fertilization forming a zygote and endosperm; regulation of double fertilization forming a zygote and endosperm
Cellular component (GO): extracellular region; vesicle
Source: RefSeq, a predicted model, not a curated record
AUGGCAUAUAAAUCACAAUGCUUUGCUUUCAUAUUGAUAUAUGCAUGUUUGGCAAUGUUCGUUCCUACGGGGCUAGCUCAGUUGCAACAAACACCUGGAUCACCUCAAAUACCCGGAUUGUCACAAAUAUCUGGAUUGUUGCCACAAAUAACUAGAUUGUUCCCAAACCUUGGAGCUGGGGGACUUUCAGGGGAAAAUGGGCAGUGUUUCUCAUCUCUUGUAGACAUACCAGGGUGUCUUACUCAAGUUUUUGGUUCACUUGUCAAUGGCCAAUUCAGCAUUAUAGGUUCCUCUUGUUGCAAUGCCAUCUCAAAGAUUGAGGGAAAUUGCUUGUCUAAUUUGUUCCCCUCCAAUCCCAUCUUUGCUCAUUUGCUCAAUAACUCUUGUGGUCAACCAUCUAAAGGAAACGUACAGGUCUCCGGAAUCACUGCCAGUAAGGCUGCUUUACCAGGGAUUUUACCGGGGAAUCAAGACGUACAGGAAUGCUAG